CUAAAUUGGCCACGCCAAAAAAUAGCCGUUGAAUUGCGUGUACAAACCUCAAAGAUUCCCUUCAAGAAAAAAACAAACCGUUGUUUCAAAAUUCAAAACCCUAAAAUCUUCAAUCAAGAGUUCAGAGAUCAGAGAGACAACAAUGGCGAUGGAUGAGGAAUCGAAGAAGAGCCCGGACGUCAAGAAAUCUGAAAAUGCAAACCCUUUGUUCAGCCCGGGGUUCCGGUCAGUGGCGGAGAUGGCCGGCUGGGAUGAAGAGACGCUUCUGAUCGCGUCUCUUGUGGUGGAAGAGACUCCCGAUCGGAACCCUAAGCAGCGCAGACGCAGUCUCAUCAAAAAUUCCGGCACACCGCCGCCGGCAAAUUCAAGGAGGAAAAGGGCCAAGGCUCAGACCUCCUCUCCUAUGCCUGUCACCGUUCUUAACCUGGACGAAGCCGAAUGCCAGAAAUUAGCCAUGGAUUCGGAGCUUUCUGGAGGUAAUAAUGAAAUUGGUGAACCUAGUAAGGCAAAGAAAUUCAGUGAUCUCCCAUCAUCUUCAUCGUCUUCUUCUUCGUCCGGAAUUCGUUCAGCAGAGCCUCCACCAGCAAUCCCCUGCAUUGAGAAGCUUCGUGAAGAACUUUCUUGUGCUAUUUGUUUGGAGGUUUGUUUCGAACCGAGUACCACUCCUUGUGGACACAGUUUUUGUAAAAAGUGUUUGCGAUCUGCUGCUGAUAAAUGUGGGAAGAAAUGCCCAAAGUGCAGGCAGCUUAUCAGCAAUGCAAGAUCUUGCACUGUGAAUACUGUUCUCUGGAACACAAUUCAGUUGCUAUUUCCAGAAGAAGUCGAAGCAAGGAAGAAGGCAGCCGCCAUUGCCAAAGAUGCCCGGGAACAGACUCCAGCAGAAAAGAAUCAUCACCAUCAUCAUCAUCAUCAUCAUCAUCAUCAUAUUAGUAGAAACAGAAGAGUCCCGGUCCUAAUAAAUAGCCCGGAAAGAAUGAACCCCCGCGGUGGUGGUGCACAAAGAAGGAAUUUUGGGCUUAAUGGUGUGGUGGCAUCAAGAAGAGGAAGUGAGUUUAUCAGUGUUGCAAGGCCAAGAAGAGGUCAGGUGGAGGAGGAAGAUGAUGCUGCAUUGGCAUUGAGAUUGCAAAGAGAGGAGUUUAUGGGAAUGGGUUCCAACAAUGGCAACCAACAACAACAACAACACAGGAGGAACUCGCUUGCAUUGGCCAGGGAAAAUUUGAGAGCAAUGGCAUCAAGAGCCAUUAAUAUUCGUCGGCGAACAUAAACUGAUGUUGCAAGAAAGUACUCCGUGCAUAUGUGUCGUUUGUUUUGUAGCACAUUCGAACAAGGGUGUAACUUUUAAAGAAAGAUAUAAAUGUGAU
Cuscuta campestris is the source of this 1361-nucleotide messenger RNA. The record is from the annotation of a GenBank genome assembly. Lineage: Eukaryota; Viridiplantae; Streptophyta; Magnoliopsida; Solanales; Convolvulaceae.